CAACCCCGGCGGCGCCUGGGGCCGCGGCCAACAUGGUGACCAUCACCGAAUGGCAGAAGAUCGGCGUGGGCACCGCAGGCUUCGGGAUCUUCUUCAUCUUCUUGGGGAUACUCUUGCACUUUGACUCGGUGCUUGUGGCCUUCGGAAACCUCCUGUUCCUCUCCGGCCUCUCCUUCAUCAUCGGACUCAGAAGGACCUUUGGCUUCUUCUUCCAACGGCAGAAGUUCAAGGCCACCAGCUUCUUCCUGGGUGGUGUGAUCGUUGUUCUCCUACGCUGGCCUCUCCUGGGGAUGAUUCUGGAGACUUACGGUUUCAUCAAUCUCUUCAAGGGAUUUUUUCCAGUCGCCUUUGGCUUCCUCGGCUCAGUCACAAACAUCCCACUCCUGAGUCCGCUGUUCCGCAGGCUUCAAGGCACCAGCUCCAUGGUCUGACCGGGACAGGAAGUGAUCGAAAGAGGUGGACUCAUCCGUGAUAUGGGAUCUGUGCCUUCCCAGCCCCCGCUUCCCUCUUCUGACGCAGACCCGGCUUCUCUUUCCUGUCGGGAGAGGGGAGGGGGGUUUCGGGGGUUGACUCUCCAAAGCCAAAGGUGUCUUUGCUACUGGAUGUGGUCUCUUUGAGGGUCUC
This is a messenger RNA of Ornithorhynchus anatinus (platypus), 624 nucleotides long. RefSeq names its product golgi transport 1A (gene GOLT1A). The record is from RefSeq and is a predicted model, not a curated record. Gene Ontology annotation, biological process: endoplasmic reticulum to Golgi vesicle-mediated transport; retrograde transport, endosome to Golgi. NCBI's taxonomy places the organism in Eukaryota, Metazoa, Chordata, Mammalia, Monotremata, Ornithorhynchidae. Gene Ontology annotation, cellular component: endoplasmic reticulum; membrane. The transcript is spliced from 5 exons. The coding region runs from base 33 to 431 and encodes 132 amino acids.